AUGACUCUGCCACGUCACGUAGUUGUUAAAUGGUGUGGACUGAUGACUUAUUCAAGCGCUCUGCAGCUUCAGCAGAAAUUUGUCGAACUUUUGCUUAGUAAGAAGCGUCAGCAGAAUGGUGCGAAGGAUGUAACCCUGCCCGUUCACAACACAGUUCUGAUGUUGGAGCACAGCCCUGUUUAUACGAUAGGCGUGAGAACGGCGCACUAUGACGAACUAGAGGAGAAGCGUUUGCGGAGCCUAGGGGCUGAUUUUCGGCGUACCGACCGUGGAGGCUUGAUCACUUUUCAUGGCCCUGGCCAGCUGGUUGUGUACCCGAUUCUCGCCCUCUCUGACUUUCGAUCCAGUUGUGCUGUCAAGUGGUACGUGACCAAAUUGGAGCAGUGUUUGAUCGACGUUUGCGGACGACUUGGUCUAAAUGCUUACGCGCCUGGCGUCCCUUAUACCGGGGUUUGGGAAAUUGUGCCUUGCGGUCUUGUCGGCAAGAAGGCGACUUCGCUUAGCAACCAGUUGCACCGAACUGUCACAGUCACAGACGCCAUCGUGCCAUUCGUCACUGCUUUCGCUGAACAUUUCAACUGUAUUGCUGUUUGUGAUUCAAAGAUAUAA
Messenger RNA from Soboliphyme baturini, 609 nucleotides. The record is from the annotation of a GenBank genome assembly. Lineage: Eukaryota; Metazoa; Nematoda; Enoplea; Dioctophymatida; Soboliphymatidae.